AUGAACUUGAAAACAUUUGCCAUGCGCAUUUUCCAACAUUGCCCGCUUAUGUCUUCAUGGUCUCAUUACCAUCAUGUGGCUGCCUUCCAGGAAUUCCUUGAUUACAAGACACGAGUGCCGGUCCGUGGUGCGAUCAUGUUGAACCAUGAUAUGGAUGAAGUUGUUCUUGUCAAGGGUUGGAAGAAGGGUGCAAACUGGAGUUUUCCCCGUGGUAAAAUUAACAAGGGCGAAAAGGACCUAGAUUGUGCCAUUCGUGAGGUCUACGAAGAGACUGGGUUCGACGUUCGGGAGGCCAACUUGGUUAAAAACGACGAUGAUGUCAAAUACAUUGAGAUUACUAUGAGAGAGCAGCAUAUGCGACUCUACGUCUUCAGAGGUGUGCUCCGUGAUACUUACUUUGAGCCACGUACCAGAAAGGAAAUCAGCAAGAUCGAGUGGUACAAGCUUUCAGAGCUGCCAACGCUGAAGAAAAACAAACAGCAUGAUGAAGGACUCGCAGUCACAAAUGCGAACAAGUUCUACAUGGUUGCCCCGUUUCUCAGUCCACUGAAGAAGUGGAUAGCGCAGCAGAAGAAGCUUGAUGCGAGAGCCCAGCCUGGCACAAAUCAGGUCUCACACGCUGAGGGAUAUCUUUCUGUGGAUGAAAAUGGCCAUGCCAAUGGCACCCCCGGGAUGCCCCUCGCGGAAAUGGCUAUCCCAUGUGAUCUACCUGAGGUUACAUCGGCGCAAGAUGCUUCUGACCACCUCAAACGCCUUCUGAAGAUUGGCGCCGCACCAGCGCAAACUCUUACACCAGGCCUCGAGGCAAGUCGGGAUUCUACUGUUGACCCGUCUAAGGCGAGUGAGCUUCUUGCCUUAUUGCAGCGUGGACGUCAAGAGACGUUCCAUCAGGGGUCUCGUAGUAAUUCCAUGGCGCCACCUCUUACAAUUCAGUCCAACGUCCAAUCUGCAGAACAGCGGCCUCAUUUGGGCCCUAAUUUCUUCCCCGGCUUCCCUCAGCAGCAACAGAACAUGGGUCCGUCUCCUUUCAUGCGGCAGAACUCGACACCAUUUCACACUAUUCCAUCUCAACCUCAUAUCCAGCACUCCCAGGAUGGCCCACAUGUUCUUCCUGGCAAUGAAUUCCCGACUCCUGCGGAUAAUUGGUAUCCUAAACCCCAUGCGAUACCACAAUUCCCUCAAACUACCACUAUGUCUCAAUACCAGCAUCAUAAUCAGCCGCCUAUGGCCCCUAGUGUUUUGAACCCAAGCAAUAUGCCCGCGCCGUUUCAACGAACAGGUGACCCUGAGUUCUCUGAAUCCGCUCAAUUGUCUCAAACUCGGGGCCCAGUCGUCCCUCCUGCGAGCAAACUGCCUCCACCAAAGCUCACAAGCCACUCCCUGGCGCUAUUGGAAGCCUUCAAGGUUAAGACUCCCAAGGGUGUGGGUCUAGCGACGUUGGCGGCUCCUAUGCAGGGCUCUUCCCACGCGCGUACGACGUCUCAGCAUCAGGAGAGUCUUUUGGGUUUGCUCAAAGGUCCCCAAACUGCCCGUGUGUCUGAACCAGCGGAAUUGUUGGGCAACCCUGUUGUGCCCUCUGCGACCCCCUCCAAGAAGCAAAUUCUUCAGCGUCCUCGCAAUCAGUACAAUAAGCCCAUGCCCCCGGCUGGUGCAGUGAAGAGUCCUCCGGGACCAGGUCGGGCAUCGGCUACCGCGUCUGGACCCUUGAACAUUACACAAUUUGAGACAUUUGCCAAACCGCACAAGUCAACCGUCGGAACAACCCGAAAGAACUAUGUAAAUAGGCGGGAGCAACCCCUGCAACAGCAGCUAUCCUCGCCAAUUACCAUUCUCUCACGACCUCCUUCUGCCAAACGGGAGGUGUCCUCGUUGACGCCCGUUGCACAAGCCACCCAGGUUCUGCCUGCAAAGAUGCCCGAGGCGCCUGAGCCUAUCAAGAACUUCCAACCACAGAUUCUACGUCGAUCCGAAAAACCCGGAUAUGAAUCAUUGAUGGCGACAGCCCCUCAAGCAGAAGCUAUUGAACGAAAAUUGAGUUUGCCAGGUGCUGAUUCCCAGGGUCUGUCCGCACAGGGCAACUUUGACCGUCGACCGAGCCAAACUGCUGAGCAGAAGGCUUCGCUUUUGUCUCUCUUUAGCAAGACCCCUGUGUCUCCGACACCCGUUUUUGCGACCCCCUUCGAUCCCCGAGCUGUCAACCAGCAACCGGCAGCUUACUCGGGAUUUGUCAGCCCGAUGUCGUCCCGCAACCGUCCAAGUAGCGGAGACUCUAUCUCACGUCACGGUACGCCAUCUGAUGGUGGUGCAUACACUACUGGUCCACAGGUCUCCUCGCCGAGCAACAAGGCGUUCUUGCUUGGGUUCUUGGAGGGAGUGGCCAAGGGCAACAAGUAG
Messenger RNA from Penicillium digitatum Pd1, 2394 nucleotides. RefSeq names its product decapping enzyme complex catalytic subunit DCP2. Gene Ontology annotation, cellular component: P-body; cytoplasm. Gene Ontology annotation, molecular function: RNA binding; manganese ion binding; 5'-(N(7)-methylguanosine 5'-triphospho)-[mRNA] hydrolase activity. The record is from RefSeq and is a predicted model, not a curated record. Gene Ontology annotation, biological process: nuclear-transcribed mRNA catabolic process, nonsense-mediated decay; deadenylation-dependent decapping of nuclear-transcribed mRNA. NCBI's taxonomy places the organism in Eukaryota, Fungi, Ascomycota, Eurotiomycetes, Eurotiales, Aspergillaceae.